GGGGAACUACCGCGCGACAUGCGCAAUAGCUGUUUGGAGAACUGAUGGCAAAGAUAUUCCAUACAGGAACAUCUGUCAGUUUUGUUUACACACAUCUUGUGGGAGCGUGCUUCAAACUUUUUCUCUUGCAGAUGACUACUUUUACAAUGACUUCUAAUGGUGAACAGUUUCCACGAACCCUGGAAGGAUUUGGCUACGCAUUUAAUAAAGAGGGCAAACUUCGUAAAAUAUGCGGCAGCACUGGACAACCAGGCGAUGAUCCAUUUCAGUUUAGCGUGAGUGAGGACCAUUCUUUUAGUCAGAGGCACUAUGAAGCUUUGGGAGAGGUGAUAACAGAUUAUGUUUAUGGGCUGCUGGAAAAUGACUUAAAUCUCCAUAGACUUGAUGUGCCACAGAGUGGCAGUGGACCAAAGUCCUUCAUAUUUGCAACAGAAGAUGCCUUGCAGAAUCCAGAUAAACUACUUCUGUUAAUACACGGCAGUGGGGUUGUUAGAGCUGGACAGUGGGCUCGCAGCUUGAUAAUAAAUGACAGUCUUAAAACUGGUACACAGAUUCCUUAUAUCAAGAAAGCCAUAGAAUGUGGAUAUGGAGUGAUAAUUUUCAAUACUAAUGACAACACAAGAGAGAUUGAUGGCAAAGAAGUUAAAAUAAAGGGUAGCAGGGAUCCUAAAGAACAUGCUGAUUAUGUGUGGAAGCACUAUGUCAAGGAAUCAAAAGCAAAGCACAUAGCAAUUGUCGCCCAUAGUUACGGAGGUGUGGUUACAGUUGACCUGGCCAUAAAUCAUUUCUCCGAUUUUCAAGACCGUGUGUUUGCUAUUGCACUUACAGAUUCUGUGCAUAGCUUUCAGGUGCAGAAAUCAUCAUCAAAAGUAGUGCAAUAUCUACAGAAGGUUUCCAGGAAUUGGGUUGCUGAAGAUGAUCCACUUGACACCCCAAUACCAUUUCAUCGUCCUGACAUAGAAAGAGUAUCAGCAGGUCAUCCCAGGCAUGAAAUGACAUCUUCAUCAAGUAUUGACUCAGUAUUUAAGUUCCUAGAAGAACGGUAUAGAGCAGUCAAGAAAAAAGAUGAGCUGUAAAACACUGACUGAACACUGACUGAAGCAUUUAUAAGACUUACGAACUUUUUUGUGCUCACUGAUAUGUUCAGUGAUUUUAUAGAGAAACACAUUACAAUCAUAUUCAUACUCUUUGUGAAAAGAACAAAGUUUUUCAUGUUUGUGUUCAAUCCCUCAUUUAAAUUCUAUUGCUAAAAUUAAAAAAAAAAGGAAAACUAUUUUAUACAUUGACAUUUUACUGUGUUAUAAUCUUAAUAAUAAUACCUCAUUUAUUUUUACAUAAUAAUUGA
Molecule: messenger RNA, 1345 nt
Organism: Schistocerca nitens (vagrant locust)
Lineage: Eukaryota; Metazoa; Arthropoda; Insecta; Orthoptera; Acrididae
Product: FAM172 family protein homolog CG10038
Exons: 8
Coding region: 45-1076 (343 amino acids)
Biological process (GO): regulatory ncRNA-mediated heterochromatin formation
Cellular component (GO): nucleus
Molecular function (GO): siRNA binding
Source: RefSeq, a predicted model, not a curated record